AUGUCUGAUAUCGAAGAAGAUCUUUUGGCUUUGGCAGGUGCCGGCGAGGAAGAAGACGAAGAUGAGGUGCUAACGACUUCGGCAAAGAGAAAUAAGGCUCCUGACAGUUCUUCGUCCAAGAGACGGAGGAUUGAGGUGGAAGGCAUCGACGAGGAGGAUAAGGAGGACGAAGAGGAAGAUGAGGAUGACUACAAUCCUGCCGCACUUGAGACUGAUAGGUACGCGGCGGCAGAUGAGGAAGUGGAAGAGGAGGAGGAAGAAAAUCCGUUCCCGCUGGAAGGAAAGUAUAAGGAUGAGGAUGAUCGUGCGUAUCUAGAGGGUCUGCCUGAAAUGGAACGCGAGACUUUGUUGUUCGAGAGAUCACAGAUAAUGCAGAAAUACCAAGAUCGUAAACUGUUCAGAGAGCGUGAAAGAAAUAUAAGGGAACAGCAGAGAGCUAGGCCUCUUAGAGACGGAGCUAAGACAAGAUCGUCAGGGAGGACAACUCACGCUACAGGCCAUUCUGAUCUGAAGGCUACACGGCUCUCUCAGCUCAGAAAGCAAAGGGAGAAGAGGAGUCAGAGAGCUGGAAGGGCCCAGGAGUCCGAGGAAGAAGAAGAAGAAGAGGAAGACAGAUACCAGGGAAGCGAAUACGAAGAGGGCGAGGAGGAGGAGGACUACGAUCCUUACUCUAGAACUUCGCACCUUGACACACAGAAGGAUGAGAUUGAGUGGGCGGAGGAUCAACUGGACCGCGAAGCCGAUGUCAGCCACUUCAAUAAGGUCAAGAUAGGCCGUUCGUUUGUUGCAAAAUUUUGUUUCUAUCCUGAGUUCAACGAUAUGAUAAAAGGUUACUAUGGAAGAGUUAAUGUUGGUGUCGACAAGCGGUCUGGACAAACGCAGUACAGAAUGGUCAAGAUCGAGAAGGUGUUUAUGCAGAAGCCAUACAGCAUGGGAAACUUUCUCACCAACCAGUAUUUUGGUGUCACGCAAGGUAAAGACAGAAAAGUGUUUCAGAUGAACUUCUUCAGUGAUGGUAACAUUACCCAGCAAGAAUAUGAAAGAUAUUUGAAAGCUCUUGAUGCAGCGCAUAUAAGCAAACCUUCCAUAUAUUCUCUGGAGAAAAAAUCAAAGGAGCUCAAUGCGUUUGUUUCUCAGCCAUUGACCGAUAAGUUGACAGACGACAUCGUUCGUAAUAGGAUGCGGUUCAAUAAGAAGUUAUCGGGUUCCAACGCAGUGUUAGAGAAAACAGUGCUGAAGGAGAAACUGAGAUAUGCGGAGGAGACUGGUAACGAAAGAGACACGGCCAAGUAUUCGGGACAGCUAAAAAACCUGGUUAAGCGAAUGUCGGCAUACGAGAAGCACCACGAAAAGGAUCAAAGCGGCAUCAAUAAAUUAAAUGCCUUGACUUCUAAGAAUCGGAAAGUCAAUAUGGACAGGAUCAGAAAUGCUGAGCACGUCAAGAAAGAAGACAGCAAUAUCGACGCAAAGAGUGAUCCUUUCAGCAGACUGAAAACAAGGACUAAAGUUUACUAUCAGGAAAUUCAAAGGGAGGAGAACGAAAGAGCUCAGAACAUUGCAAAGCAGAAGCAGCUCGAGGAAAGCGAAGAGGCAUUAGCCAAGAAGGAAAGGGAUAUCUUAUCAGCAGAUUUCAGACGACUGGGCGGUUUGGAAAGAGUCGUCGGUCAAUUGGAACUCUCUUUCACCUUCGGCGUAUAG
This is a messenger RNA of Torulaspora globosa, 1698 nucleotides long. RefSeq names its product RNA polymerase-associated protein (gene RTF1). Gene Ontology annotation, cellular component: Cdc73/Paf1 complex. The record is from RefSeq and is a predicted model, not a curated record. Bases 1 to 1698 code for a protein of 565 amino acids. Lineage: Eukaryota; Fungi; Ascomycota; Saccharomycetes; Saccharomycetales; Saccharomycetaceae. Gene Ontology annotation, molecular function: DNA binding; RNA polymerase II C-terminal domain phosphoserine binding. The transcript has a single exon.